Messenger RNA from Camarhynchus parvulus, 1136 nucleotides. RefSeq names its product mitochondrial ribosomal protein L49 (gene MRPL49). Gene Ontology annotation, cellular component: mitochondrial large ribosomal subunit; ribosome. Gene Ontology annotation, biological process: translation. NCBI's taxonomy places the organism in Eukaryota, Metazoa, Chordata, Aves, Passeriformes, Thraupidae. Gene Ontology annotation, molecular function: structural constituent of ribosome. The record is from RefSeq and is a predicted model, not a curated record. The transcript has 5 exons. The coding region runs from base 48 to 509 and encodes 153 amino acids.
UGAUGACGUUGUGAGGGCGGGAAGGAGGAGGAGAAGGAGGAGCCAAGAUGGCGGCGAUGGCGGCGCUGGGCCGGAGGCUGCGGGCGCUGGGCCGGGGGGUCAGGGGGGUGCAGACCCCUCCCUGCUACGAGGAGUCGACGGCCGAGUUCGGGUUCGUGGAGCGGCUGCUGCCCCCCAGCCGCAUCCCCGACCCCCCGCACCCCAAAUACCCCACCCCGUCCGGCUGGAGCCCCCCCGCAGACCCCCCCCCGGAUCUGCCCUACCUGGUUCGGCGCUCCCGCCUGCACAACCCGCCCGUGUACGCGGGGCUGCGGCAGGGCCGGCGCCUGACGGAGCUGCGCCGCAUCCACGGCGACAUCUGGGCGCUGGAGCGGGACCUGAGGGCGUUCCUGGGCUCCCUGGGCGCGCCCCGGGUGGCGGCGCAGGUGAACGAGGUGACGGGGACGCUGCGGCUCAGGGGGCACUGGGGGCCGCAGGUGCGGCUCUGGCUGCUCCAGAGGGGCUUCUAGAGACCCCCAGGGGGCCAGGGGACCCCAGAUCUGCCAGGGGACCCCAGAUCGGCAAGGGGGACCCCGAAGUCUGCGAGGGAUCUGCUGUGGAGACGCACCUAAGCACCUGAAAAUCUGUUUGGAACACCCCAAAAUCUGUUUGGGGCACCUCCAGAUCCACUGGAACACCUCCAAAUCCAGCUGGGCAGCUCCAGAUCCACCUGGAGCACCCCAAAAUCUGUUUGGGGAACCCCAAAAUCCACUUGGGGCACCUUCAGAUCCACCUGGAACACCCCAAAAUCUUCCUGGAAUCUGCUGUGGACAGCCCCGAACCCCAAAAUCUGUUGGGGUACCUCAGAAUCUGUGCUGGGAUCCUGAAAUCCACCUGGGCCACCCCAAAAUCCACCUUGGGAUACCCCAAAAUCUGCCUGGGAUCUGCUGUGGACAGCCCCAAAUCCCUCUGGAGCACCCCAAAAUCUGUCUUGGGAUCCUGAAAUCCACCUGGGCCACCCCAAAAUCCUUUAAAAUUCACUGAGAGGGCCCCAAAAUCCACCCUGGGCCACCCCAAAAUCUGCUGGGAGCCCCCAGAAAUGGAAGAAUCCCCCCCCCCACCCCACAAAUGGAAUAAACUCCUUGGGUAACUCCUCA